Molecule: messenger RNA, 1515 nt
Organism: Spodoptera littoralis (African cotton leafworm)
Lineage: Eukaryota; Metazoa; Arthropoda; Insecta; Lepidoptera; Noctuidae
Source: the annotation of a GenBank genome assembly
AUGGAAGAGAACAAAAUUGAAGUUGUAAAUGAAAAUUCGGAAAACAAAUUCAAGGUUUCAGGAUGGGGCUACAGACACAAGCAGUGUUUUAUUCUGUUCUGGACGUUAACCAUAGCGUACAGCAUGAGGUCUUGUAUGGGGGUAGCGCUAGUAGCUAUGACAGACCAUCACGUACGGGGUAACGGCACUAACGUUACCGAUGUCAGUAACUUCGAAACCGACGGAUUCUUGAAUGCUCUAAUGAUUGUACCACCAUACCCUGCAUUUAGCUGGAGCAAAAAAGUUCAAGACACAGUGAUCGCUUCGUUCUUCUGGGGCUACAUGCUGUUGCAGAUCCCGGCAGGACAGAUAGCGCACAGGUUUGGGACUAGGUACCUGCUCAGUGGCGCCAUGAUGAUCAACUGCUUAGUUUCCAUCUUUUUCCCAAUAGCUGCAUAUUACGGUGGCUGGAUAUGCUCGGCAAUAUGCAGGGUUCUACAAGGUCUAAGUCAGGCUUGCAUAUUGCCUGGACUACACACUGCUUUGGGCAAGUGGGCGCCUCUACAUGAGCGAGGAAGAAUGUCUGCUUUCGUCUAUGGAGGUCAAGCGUUAGGUACAGUAUUUGGUCUACCUAUCACUGGUUUCAUUGCUUCAUCACCCAUGGGCUGGCCUGGCAUAUUCAGGUUCUAUGGAAUUGUGUCUGGCAUUGUAAGCAUAGUGCUAUGGUUUAUGGCUGCUGACUCUCCGGCGAAGCACCCUAAAAUAUCAGCUGAUGAAAGAAAGUACAUAGAAGAUGAACUGGGAACGGGAGAAGCAGCUAAGCGUGCAGCAGUACCCUGGGGAAAAAUACUUCGUCAUAAAGGUAUGUAUGCCAUUGUGAUCUCACACAUUGGACAGACUUGGGGCCAGAUCACUCUCUACUCAGAAGUUCCAGCCUUCAUGGACAAAAUUAUGGGAGUCAACAUUAAAGCGAAUGGCUUACUAACAGCUCUCCCAUUCUUAGUGAUGUGGUUCACCAACUUCUUCUUCAGCUGGAUGACUGAUAUGCUUAUUGUGAAGAACAUUCUGAGUGUCACUAAUACUAGGAAACUAGCUAAUUCACUAGGAAACUUCCCAGCAGCCAUUGGCUUGGUUGCGUUAGCCUAUGUUCCUAAAGAUAUAUACGUCAUAGAAACUAUACUAAUACUUAUCUGUGGGUUCAAAAUAUCAUCACAUUUAGGAUUCCACAUCAACCAUAUUGAUAUUUCUCCAAAUUACGCUGGCACUAUGAUGAGUAUCAGCAACUUUGUGUCCAACUCCUGUGCCUCCAUGGCACCUCUCGUCGUUGGGUUCAUUCUUACUGACGUGACUGAUGAACUUCUCUGGAGAAAAAUAUUCUUCGUAGCGGCUGGAAUUUACUUCUUUACAAAUAUAGUUUAUCUUGUACUCGGCACUGCUGAGAAGGCUGAAUGGAAUGACCCACCCGAAGAAAAGACCGAAAAAGUUGAUGAAGAGAGCGUCCCUAUGAUGGGCAAAUUUAAAAAUGGUGUAAACUAA